AUGAAAGGUAUUGACCACGAGUCGUCCCUUCGGUUCCACGACCGAUGGAUCUCCCGGGAUGAUUUUCAAGCCGGUGGAGAUGCUGAACAACCGCCGAACAUGAUGGACACCUUCGAAAAGUUCAAGCGUCAAGCCGUGAAAUCCGUCGUCCCUGGCGACGAUCCAAGUAGACUAUCCGGAAGUGCUUCUUCAAAGUCAAAACUAGGUGGCCUUUUGAGCUGGCAGCUUGCAGCGUUACUCUCUGUCCUUUGUGUUGGAGCCGCGGUUGUAGGUGUUAUCCUUGGUGUCCUCUAUUGGCCGAAAUCCGCGUUUGGCGAGAGAACAGAACCAGGUGAUGAGGUGGGGAAAGCCGGAAUCGGUGGUGUGGACAGCGAAGGCGACAGAUCGUUGGCCCACUCUGCUCAGAUGUACCACUACCAGCAGCAAAAACAGCAGAUGCUCGCAAUGCAACAAGCGUCAGGCAAGGUACGCAGCCUGGACAGCAAUUCGGACAGCGGGGACGAAUGUGACGAGCCAGACGUCAAUGUCUACGAGUGUCCCGGGCUUGCGGUGGUGAGUGAACUGGAAGUGAAGAAUCCUCUAUACAAAGACGAGCCUACCGAGGCCAGCGGAACGCAAAACACUGGUGCCGACGUUCCGAAGUAG
Messenger RNA from Mesocestoides corti, 645 nucleotides. The record is from the annotation of a GenBank genome assembly. Lineage: Eukaryota; Metazoa; Platyhelminthes; Cestoda; Cyclophyllidea; Mesocestoididae.